AUGGCCCAAGAUAAUUGGGGUAAUAACGUUCAAGGCCUCGAAAAUCCCGACACCUCUUGGUCUAAGGCUCCCACAAAUAAGUCAAAUAUCUUACAAGUAGAAAACAACUGGGGAACGCCUGUAGGAUCUGUCAGAACUUCCGCUCCUUCUGAAAAUAGUUUGGGUGGCAAUAAAACCAAUGAUCCUGUUCACGAUUCAUGGGGACCUAAUAAAUCAGAAAAUUCGUGGGCUUCAAGAAAUGAAAUCGUUCAAGUCGAUCAAUCAUGGGCAAAGAAAUCACCACUUAAAGAAUCCCCACCUAAAGAAGAAGAGAAACCUUUAAUAUCAUCAGAAAAUGAACCUCCUAAUAUCGUAGAUAUAGGUCCUCCAUUAAAUCUUGAUUAUAAACGCGAGGAGGAAGAGGAGGAUUUGACCAUUGAAAAAGAAUAUGAAUUACAACAACACAUAUUGGAUGACGAUGAUCAUUGGGACCCCAAUUACCGUAAUGUGAAUGAAUCACAAUCGGGUAAUUCAAUUUCUUCACCCCCAAAAGAUGAAAUACAAUGUGAAAUACCAAAUGUAUGUAAUGAAAAAGAUUAUGUUGAACCAUUAAACGUCGAACAAAAAGUUGAACCAAUAAUUGUUGAACCCAUAGUUGUUGAACCCAUAGUUGUUGAACCCAUAGUUGUUGAACCAAUAGUUGUUGAACCAAUAAUUGAGGAAACAUUAACAUCAUCCACAUCUCAAGAAUUGCCUGAAAAGAAAUUCCGUGAUGUUGAAGUUCAAACCGACCCAAUUGAUUUUUUAAAGAUCAUCGCGUCAAAAGAAAAGUUGUUAUCCUUUACAAUCGAUCCACAAAUUGAAAAAAUUCUUCAAUCACAAAACGUUGGUUUAGGUAUUGAUCCUCAACAAACACCAACUCCAAAUGAUGAUAUAGAUAUUGAUCCUCAACAAACACCAACUCCAAAUGAUGAUAUGGAUAUUGAUAAUCAAAAAACACCUAUACAAACUGAUAGUUAUAUUACUGUUUCCCAUCCACCCAGCCUUGAUACUGAUGCUCAAAAACCACCAACACAAAAUGAUGGUUGGGUUACUAGUUCUACAACCACCUCACAACAAACGUCAACACAAAAUGAUGACUGGAUUACAUCUCAAAAAAAUUCUGAGCAACAGACACCAGCACAAAAUGAUAGUUGGGUUACUAAUACUAAUCAACAAACUUCUGAGCCAAAUAUCGCACAAAAAAAUGGAUGGAAUGUUAUACCUCCUCCUUUACAAGAUAAUAAUUGGGUUCUCACUACUCCCCAACAAACUAUCCAGAAAUCUCCCCCCAAAAGUCCCGCACAAAAUAAUGAUUGGAAAGUCAUUCCUCCACCUGUUCAAGAUGAUAGUUGGGUUACUACUACUCCCCAAAAAAUUCCUCAAAAAACUCCUGCACAAAUUCCCCAAUCUCCCCAAAAAACUCCCGCACAAAAUAAUGGUUGGAGUGUUAUUCCUCCACCUGUUCACGAUAAUAAUUGGGGUUCUGCUGCUCCGCAACAAACAUCGCAAACUCCUCAAAAAACUCCGACACAAAUUCCUCAAUCUCCCCCAAAAACUCCUGCACAAAAUAAUGGUUGGAGCGUCAUUCCUCCACCUGUUCACGAUAAUAGCUGGGGUCCUUCUGCUCCUCAACAAACAUCUCAACAAAUUCCUAAAAAAACUCCCGCACAAUUUCCUCAAUCUCCCCAAAAAACUCCCGCACAAAAUAAUGGUUGGAGUGUCAUUCCUCCACCUGUUCACGAUAAUAGUUGGGGUUCUGCUGCUCCUCAACAAACAUCUCGAACCCCUCAAAAAAUUCCCGCACAAAUUCAAUCUCCCCAAAAAACUCCCGCACAAAAUAAUGGCUGGAGCGUCAUUCCUCCACCUGUUCACGAUCUUCAACAAACACCUCAACAAAUUCCUAAAAAAACUCCCGUACAAGUUCCUCAAUCUCCCCAAAAAACUCCCGCACAAAAUAAUGGUUGGAGUGUCAUUCCUCCACCUGUUCACGAUGAUAGUUGGGGCUCUGGUGCUCCUAAACAAGCAUCUCAGCAAAAUGUUGGUUGGAGCGUCAUUCCUCCUCCUGUUCUUGAAGAUAAUAGUUGGAAUUCCGGUCAUCAAAAAGCACCUGUUAAGCCAUCAUUACCGAAAGAAACUACGCUGCAAGAAGCUCCAAAUUCAAAUGCAACUAACAAAGGAAACGAUUGGAAGGCUACGGCUAAUCAGCCUGCACAGCAAAAUGUAGUCGAUUCAUGGGGUGCGAAUCCUUCUAAACCCUCAGACUCGUCUUCAGCGAAUGACUGGACCAAACAGGCAGCUUUGUUUGAAAAGGAGUUAGGAAUAAGCAAUGAAAUAAAAGAAACACAAUCGAAUAAUGAUAAAGUUGAAGAUUCGUAUGGUGGUUCGUAUGGUGGUUCAUAUGGUGGUUCAUAUGGUGAUUCAUAUGGUGGGAGCGCAAAUAAUUCCUCUUAUGAUAAUAAUCGUCAUGGAAGCCGUGAAUGUCGUAACUGCGGACAAGAAGGUCAUUUUUCUCGUGAAUGUCCUGAGAAGAAACAAGGUUAUGGUGGAAGUGGCGGUUACGGUAGCGCAAAAACGUGUCACAAAUGCGGUAAAGAAGGACACAUCUCUAGAGAUUGUACCGAAGGCGGCGGAUACAGCGGUGGAUAUGGUAGCGCAAAAACGUGUCACAAAUGCGGCAAAGAAGGACACAUCUCUAGAGAUUGUACCGAAGGCGGCGGAUACAGCGGUGGAUACGGUAGCGCAAAAACGUGUCACAAGUGCGGCAAAGAAGGACACAUCUCAAGAGAUUGUACCGAAGAAAGUAGUAGAGGUGCAUAUGGUGGAGGCUAUAACAACGGUGAUAGUAGUGUUUGUUACAAGUGCAAGCAACCUGGACAUCGUUCUUCUGAAUGUACCGAAGAUGGAGGAUAUAGCAGUGGUCCAUCACGGCCUCGUCCGACUACUCAUAGUCCAUUUACUAAUUCUAAACAUCCCGACAUUUCAUCUGAAGAGGCAUGGCAAAGAUUACUUGAAGCUGAUAAAUUAAAAGAUGCCGAUGAUUUUAAAGAGGCGUUUGAAAUAUACGCAAAAACGGCCCCAGAGGAUACGUUCCAGUCAAUUGAAAAGAAAUUAAGAGGUUCAAAAUGUAAUGGCAGAAUUGUUGCAUUGGAACGCGCGGAAAUACCAUUCACUCAGGUUUUAGUAGAUCUCCAGGGAAAUAUCAAAGAAAAGUAUGUCGCUAGGAUAAUUAUGGGAGAUCCCUCUCGUCUCGCUCGUACAGCCGGGAAUCGCGCUCAAAAUGAGGAGGAGAAUUUUCGAUGGUUAGCUGAAUCAGGUUUUAUUGUGGAUGAUCGGGUUUCGCAACUUUGCUUCAAUUGCAAACAAAAAGGCCAUUCUUCAAGGGAAUGCCCAGAACCAAGGAAAGAGGUUGAAAAACCUACAUAUUUAACAUGUCAAAAUUGCAAAUCAUCCGACCAUAUUACAAAAUAUUGCAAAGAAGAACGACGUGAUUAUUAUGCAGAAGCUCGUGAUCGUAAAGUUUCAACCGGAUGUUUUAAAUGCGGUUCAACCGAACACAUGUCUCGCGAUUGUGAAGAAAAAGGAUACGAUGAAGAUGAUCAAAAAAAUUUCCGAAAUAACCAAACCUGCCAUAAUUGUAAUCGUGAAGGACAUAUAUCACGCGAUUGUACAGAACCUAAACGAGGCGGACGAAAGUGUUAUAAAUGUAACGAAGAAGGCCACAUGUCAAAAGAUUGUACUGCUGAUAGCAAAAGUGGAGAUUAUGAUAGAGGAAAUUAUAACAGUAGUGGAUGGACAAAUGAGACCUCAUGGAAUAAUAAUAAUAAGGUUGCUUCUUGGAACACUCAAGAUCAAGCCGUCGAUGCUUAUUCUCAAGAAAACGCAAGGAACAAAGGAGGAAAUAGAGACUCUUCUUGGUCCAAGGGUAGAGACACUCCUCGUGAAAGGGAUGAUUAUUAUGAUCGGGGCAAUGAACGCAAUGUAACAUCUACUUCUUGGGGUAUGCGAGAUAAACCUGGAAAUAAUAAUAAUAAUACCGGUAAUUGGCAAGCAGAAAAUACAUGGAAUAAUAAUAGACCUAAGAAAGUUGAAGAGUCCGGAUGGAGGAAUACGAAUACUAAUGAUAACAAUCAAGUAGCAUAUGGUGAUUAUGAAAAUUCGCGAAGUCGUAUCAGCGAACCAAGAGAUGGUGAUUAUGAAAACAGGCGAAGUCAUAACAACGAGCCAAGAGAAAAUUGGAGAAAUGAAAGUUAUAAUAAAAGUUCCGGUGAUGAUGACUGGGCAAGAAAACAAGAAUCACCUACACAAUCGAUAAGACCAAACGUGCGAAGAUCCGAUGCUCAAGCAUCCAAUUUAGAUAAUACCAAACCUUGGUGGUAA
Molecule: messenger RNA, 4398 nt
Organism: Funneliformis geosporum
Lineage: Eukaryota; Fungi; Glomeromycota; Glomeromycetes; Glomerales; Glomeraceae
Source: the annotation of a GenBank genome assembly